Molecule: messenger RNA, 795 nt
Organism: Mastomys coucha (southern multimammate mouse)
Lineage: Eukaryota; Metazoa; Chordata; Mammalia; Rodentia; Muridae
Exons: 3
Coding region: 1-795 (264 amino acids)
Source: RefSeq, a predicted model, not a curated record
AUGUGCACAGAAGGCGCAGGCUGGCGCUCGGGCUGGGCACGCCCUCUGGAGGCUUAUGCCCUAAUAAGGACAUCUAGGGCAUCCCGCGGCCGGGGGCGGAAGGAGCGCGUCUCCAGGGUAACUGCGUGGCCCCUCCCCCCGUUGCUCUGGGAAACUGCGAGUCUCGAAAAAGGUGGAGCUAGACUUCUCUUUAAGAGAGGCGUUUGGGAGAGGAGGGGGUCAAGCUUCGGCCUCCACCUGGAGCUCCUGCGACGUUGCCCAGGAGUGCAGCAGAAAGCCCCUGACUACAACUCCCGGCAUCCUCUGCGUGUUGCCUCGUUCCUGGGGAAGCGCCUCAUUUACACCCUUUAUUCUGCUUGGGCCCCAGUUUCGUUCGCCUCUGACUUGUUUCGACCUUGCCCUCUUUUUCUACAGAGUGUGAGGCCAUGGUCAUUGUUUCAGGUCAUUUUUUUCAAGCGCUGGGCCUCUUGCUCAGAGCGUUUUCUGGUCCAUUGCACCAAUGGGCUCACUCUCCGUGCAGCAGCCCACGCCUCUUGGGCCUCCGCCUCCUCUGCGCCUCAAGCUCUGCGGAACCCGGUAGCAGCUAGUUCUAUUUCGGUGCAAAAUCCCCGGACUUCACUUCCCGUCGGCCCGAGCGGCAAGCGCCGGAAGGCCGCCCCGCCCCUCAUUGUGCGGCUCCUACUAAACGGAAGGGGCCGGGAGAGGCCGCGUUCAGUCGGAUCCCGGCAGCAGCUGCGGCGGCUCAAGUCUUCGGUAGCUCUUUCUGUCUCCCUUUCGUUUCCGGAAACAUGGUGA